Molecule: messenger RNA, 1179 nt
Organism: Armigeres subalbatus
Lineage: Eukaryota; Metazoa; Arthropoda; Insecta; Diptera; Culicidae
Exons: 1
Coding region: 1-1179 (392 amino acids)
Source: RefSeq, a predicted model, not a curated record
AUGGUGUUAAGCGUUGAAACGGAAGAAGAAGUAGUCGAGCUAUCCCAAUCGGUACGUUAUAUCCACAUGCAGGGUGGAUUUGAAAUCCGCAACUGGGUCUCCAACUCAUCGCUGGUGCUAUCGAAAAUGAAUGUGGAGCUGUCAACAGCAAAGGAUUCGACUAUAAUUUCCGACUUACCGAGCCAGAAAAUCCUCGGUAUGUGGUGGGAUACGCAGGAUGAUGUGUUCAAGUACAAGAUCGGAUGGACGAGAUUUGAUUCAGCGCUUCUCGAUGGAAGUCGUUGUCCCACCAAACGGGAGAUCCUUAGGACACUGAUGACCAUCUACGAUCCUGUAGGGCUGAUAGAUCACUAUUUGGUUCUACUGAAAAUCCUGCUUCAGGAGGUGUGGCGUACUGGGAAUGAUUGGGAUGACCCUAUCCCUGAAAAUCUGUUCGAGAGGUGGCGUACGUGGAUUCGUCUUCUCCUGGAAUUAGAGAAACUACGGAUCUCAAUAUGUUACCGGCAAGUUGUAUUGUUGAUAGAAGAGGCUGCAGUAGAUAUGCACGUCUUCGUUGAUGCCAGCGAAAGUGUUAUGUCAGCCGUUGUGUUUCUGCGAUUUACGAAAGGUGACCAGCUAGAAUGUUCUCUGGUUGCGGCUAAGACUCGAGUAGCACCGAUGAAAUACACCUCGAUCCCUCGGUUAGAGCUGCAAGCCGCAGUUCUGAGGUGUCGAUUGGCUGCCAACGUAACACGAAACCUGACUAUGAAUAUCUCUAAGCGUACAUAUUGGACCGACUCUCGAAAUGUGCUCUGUUGGCUGCGUGCCGACCACAAGCGAUACAGUGCUUUCGUCGGAUCAAGAAUCAGCGAAAUAUUGGAAUCGACGGACAUCCACGAUUGGAGAUGGGUUCCGACUCGAUCUAAUGUCGCUGAUGAUGGGACCAGAUGGCGAGAUCGACCUGAUCUAUCGUCGGAGAGCAGGUGGUUCAAGGGUCCAGAGUUUUUGAUGCAAGCAACAGAGAAGUGGCCCAGCCUUCCAGUAAAGAUCUCUACCGAGGAAGAGAUGAGACCCAGCGUAUUGUUCCACAUCAGUGUUUCCGAAUCGGUAAUCGAUGUCAGCAGGUUUUCAAGUUGGCGACGACUAUUGAUAGUGACCGGAUACGUGCUUCGUUCAUUCGUACAUUCAACGAAGCUGUAG